This is a messenger RNA of Ophidiomyces ophidiicola, 1944 nucleotides long. RefSeq names its product Lysophospholipase 1 (gene PLB1). Gene Ontology annotation, biological process: glycerophospholipid catabolic process. Gene Ontology annotation, cellular component: cytosol; intracellular membrane-bounded organelle. NCBI's taxonomy places the organism in Eukaryota, Fungi, Ascomycota, Eurotiomycetes, Onygenales, Onygenaceae. The transcript is spliced from 3 exons. The coding region runs from base 1 to 1944 and encodes 647 amino acids. Gene Ontology annotation, molecular function: A2-type glycerophospholipase activity. The record is from RefSeq and is a predicted model, not a curated record.
AUGAAGCCGGACUGGUCCGCUCUUCAUGUUCUUGCAGCAGCCGGAUGGCUUUCUGACACGGCUGCUGCAACCGCUAUCAAAGCUCCCUCGCCCGAUCUGAUUGUGCGCGCUUUGCCAAAUGCGCCGAAUGGAUAUAGUCCUCAAGGUGUAUCAUGUCCAUCGAACCGCCCAGCUGUCCGCAGCGCCGCUACUGUCUCUCCCAGCGAAGCGGAUUGGCUGAAGGAAAGAAGAAAGAAAACGACGGCAGCGCUGACCAAUUUCUUCUCACGUGUACCUAUUACGAACUUCGAUGCUGCGGGUUACAUCAAGAAUUUUGCCAUCAAUGCCUCUGCACUGCCCAAUAUCGGCAUCGCGGUGUCUGGAGGAGGCUAUAGGGCACUGAUGAAUGGUGCUGGCGUUUUACAGGCGUUCGACUCUCGUACUAAAGGCUCCGCAGACAACGGCCACCUUGGCGGCCUACUACAAUCAGCGACGUAUUUGUCGGGCUUGAGUGGCGGAGGAUGGCUGGUUGGCUCGCUAUACAUGAACAACGAUACCACUGUAACGGCUUUGGGGACUGGGCAGAAAGGGUCUACAUGGGAUUUUACACGAUCAAUUCUACAAGGCCCCGCAAAACGGGGGUCUUCUAUUCUGAACACCAUUGACUACUAUCGACAGAUUAUGGACACUGUAGAUACCAAACGAAACGCCUCAUUUGAAGUAUCCAUCACAGACUAUUGGGGCCGUGCAUUGUCAUAUCAAUUGAUCGAUGCAUCCAAGGGCGGGCCUGCAUAUACAUGGUCUUCUAUUGCUCUCAGUUCCGAUUUCAGAGACGCAAGUGUACCAAUGCCGAUUCUUGUUGCUGAUGGUAGAAACCCUGGGGAGAAGCUUAUCGGCGGUAAUGCUACGGUUUUUGAAUUCAAUCCCUGGGAAUUCGGAACCUUUGACCCUACCGUUUUUGGGUUCGUACCUCUUGAAUUCCUUGGCUCCAAGUUCAAGGCCGGAGCGCUUCCCUCAAAUGAAUCAUGCAUCCGGGGUUUUGACAAUGCCGGGUUCGUGAUGGGCACCUCUUCUUCUCUUUUCAAUCAAUUUGCUCUUCAAUUGGACGGCGUGGACAUCCCCGAGUCCAUCAAAAAAGAACUACGAAAGAUUUUGGAGACCAUCGGGAAUGAAAAUAACGACAUUGCAGAAUACAAGCCGAACCCAUUUUAUCAUUAUUCGAACCGGAGCUCACCGUUCGCCAAUGUCGACUCGCUUCCCGUCGUCGAUGGAGGCGAGGACCUCCAAAACAUCCCUCUCCACCCCUUGGUUCAACCAGAAAGGCACGUUGAUGUGAUAUUUGCCAUUGACUCUUCUGCAGACAACAAGUUUAAUUGGCCAAACGGAACUGCCCUGGUUGCCACUUAUCAACGAAGUUUGAACAAAACCGGCAUCGCUAAUGGAACCGCAUUUCCCUCUAUACCAGACCAGAAUACGUUUAUUAACCUUGGACUGAAUACCAAACCCACCUUCUUUGGUUGUAACAGCUCUAAUAUUACCGGCACAUCUCCAUUGGUCGUUUACAUUCCAAAUUAUCCUUAUUCCACGUACUCCAAUGUUUCCACCUUCACCAUGAGUUACGAAAACAACGUACGCGACGACAUCAUCAAAAAUGGGUACAACGUUGCUACUAUGGGUAACGGUACACGAGAGAAGGAAUGGCCAAUUUGCGUUGGCUGCGCAAUUUUGAGUCGAUCAUUUGAGCGAACACGCACCACUGUUCCGGAUGUUUGCCAGCAGUGCUUCAAGAAUCACUGCUGGGAUGGUAGAGUCAACAGCACUUCUCCAAACACGUAUGAGCCGACUGUUAUCAAUAAGAGUGUAUCACCAAAAAGGAACGCCGCAAUCAGCAUGCAUGCAUCGUCGGGAAUGCCAGGUGUUAUUGCUCUGGUAAUCACAGCUCUGUUUACGGCUAUAUUCUGUUGA